This is a messenger RNA of Magallana angulata, 5325 nucleotides long. Its product is annotated as chitin synthase chs-2-like. The transcript is spliced from 17 exons. Gene Ontology annotation, cellular component: cell periphery; cell septum. The coding region runs from base 57 to 5159 and encodes 1700 amino acids. Lineage: Eukaryota; Metazoa; Mollusca; Bivalvia; Ostreida; Ostreidae. Gene Ontology annotation, molecular function: chitin synthase activity. The record is from RefSeq and is a predicted model, not a curated record.
AUCGGUUCGAGAAGUUAUCAAUAUAUGAAAAUGUUUAGAUCUUAGUAUUCAGUUAGAUGGAAAUGGCAUCAUACCCUGGAGGAUCAGUGCUUAGAACAAAAGAAACAGAAAUGAUGCAAGGGGUGAAAAUGUCCAUAAAUUCAAUUAGCAACGAAAUGGACAUUGGCGGACAGAGGAACCAAGCUUAUGAGGAGGAUUCCUGUGACUCGAUUGAUUCUGCAAGUGAUGCUACAGACACAGAAUCAUCGGCUGCAGAUGAUUUUAGUAUAGAGGAAACAAAAGAAGUCCAGUACCGCCAAACAGAACCUAUAUUUAAAUCACCAAAUCAAGAAAGGUCUGAAGCCAAGUCCUGGGAUGUUUUCCGAGUAACUUCAGAAGAUAACGUGUCGAGCUCUUCUAUUGAAUGUUGGAACGCUUGUUUUCUAAUCAGCAGAAUAAUGUUCUCUUCUCUUCUCUUUAUGUUGGUGUUUUCAACGUCCAUUUUAUCGAAAAUGACAUUUCUGUUUAUGACGGCCAAUAUAUUUCCUUCUACAACCGAAAAAAAUCUGAAGACUUUAAACGGAACUUUGUCGUAUACUUUAAACGCUACUGAUGUGAGAUGGAUUUGGGGAAUUCUAAUUACCAUUACAGCUCCCUAUCUGUUUACGAUACUCAAAUAUUUGUGGGUGCUGAUGCUACAGAGAACCUGGCCAAUGCAGUGGAACACCCUUGUAGUGGCACUCAUCCUUGAAUCACUUCAUUCGAUAGGAUUGUGCAUUUUUGUUCUAGUAGUUCUACCAAGUUUUGAUCCGUUGACAGCGUGUGCCGUUUCUUUCUGUGUAUGCCCAAUACCUGGGAUACUAAAGAUUGUAUUUCCUUUAAGAGAACACGACGACAAAAGCAAUUUGCCAACUCGUAUCCAUGUUGCUCGCGUUUUGAAUAUACUGGCUUUUGCUGGUCAGCUAGCCUCAAUUUGUCUCUGGGCCUACUAUAUUUAUUGUUCCAAAACCAGCAACUCUCUCGUUCUCAUAUCACUAGUGAUUUUGUCUCCAAUUUUAAUAUCAAUUUCAUGGUGGGAAAACUUCAUUCCGCAGUCUAGUACAGAGAGGCUUAAAACUUCUUUAAGAUACACUAAAACUGAAAGUAAAAUUCCAUGGAUUUUUCGCUUUAAAAAGAACAUGAGAAGGGAGAAAGUGAGAAUUGGUAUCAUAACCAACUUAUGGAAGAUAAUAUUGACACUUCUUGUCAUGCCUGCUCUCUUAUUUGGUGCAAGUUGCAAGGACGGGGAUGCUUGCAUUAAAACCAUUUUCUUUGAGUCAACCGAGAAAGCUGAAUUGAACAUUGUUUAUACAAAUCUCACAUUUGAAACUCCUCAAAAAGAUAGCUGCUAUUCUUACCUUCCAUUUGUUGUAGCAAUCAUUAACGUAAUGUCCAGCGUGAUUUGCUAUAAAUGUGUCAAAUCAGCCAGCAAAAUCCUUGCACAAAAAUUUUCGUAUGCGGUUCCGGUUGUGUUAUCUACGCCGGUUGUUAUUGGUUUAUUUUGGGGAAUAUAUUCAGAGUUUAUAACUCUGAAAAUCGCAACAGAUGCUCAAACUUGUGCCAUUCCUUUGCCAGUUUGGGCAAGUAAAAACUAUGAUCCAUCUUCAAUGUUCAAGAAUAUCCAGUUCUCUUGGUCUGCUGUUUUAGCUGGGCUCUUUGGAUUCUUCUCCUUUUUGAUGAUUUCUAAUCAUAUAUGGUCACCAGACAAGGAACGAUUAAUUGCUACUGACCGUCUUUUUGUUCGCUCAUUGUAUGAUGGAGUGUUCCCGGAUCAGUCUCUGUUUUUGAAUAGAAGGAGGAUUGUUAAGGAAACAAAAGCAGAAAAACAUAAAGAAAUCAAAGAGCUUCCAAUACCUAAUGAUACUGACGAAAAUUCACAAAAUAAAGAGUGGUCCGAACUUAGGGAGGAUGAUACACCGAUGAUAUAUAUGUGUGCAACAAUGUGGCAUGAAUCAGAGGUUGAAAUGGUGCAGAUACUCAAGUCUAUAUUCAGACAAGAUUAUGACCAAUGCGCUAGGAGAAAUUUGCAAUUAGGUCUUGGGGUUAAAGAUCCUGAUUACUAUGAAUUUGAAGCACAUAUUUUCUUUGAUGACGCCUUUGAAUCCCGACAAGACAGCAAUGGAAUAUACAAAGUCAACAGCUAUGUUAAACAACUUAUCGCAUCGGUAGAAACUGCAGCAAGAUCUGUACCAGGAAUAUCAAAGACAAUUGAUCCACCUAUUCGAACAAACACGCCUUAUGGAGGUAGAUUAGAAUGGCGACUUCCGGGUGAAAACAAACUGAUUGCCCAUCUCAAAGACAAAACUAAAAUCAGACAUCGUAAAAGAUGGAGUCAGGUGAUGUACAUGUAUUAUUUUUUGGCGCAUAAACUGGCAAAACUUCCUGGAAAGUCGCGGCGUCAAAAGCGAACAAUUGCUGAAAACACAUUCUUACUGGCCCUGGAUGGCGAUGUCGAUUUUCAACCUAAUGCUGUUCAACUGUUGGUCGACAGGAUGCGAAAGAACCCCAACGUCGGUGCCGCGUGUGGCCGAAUCCAUCCUAUCGGAUCGGGUCCAAUGGUUUGGUACCAACAAUUCGAAUAUGCUGUUAGUCACUGGCUGCAGAAAGCAGCGGAGAACAUAAUGGGAUGUGUGCUUUGUAGUCCGGGGUGUUUUAGUUUGUUCAGAGGUUCUGCGCUUAUGGAUGACAACGUCAUGGCCAAGUAUACAAAAGUUCCAACUGAGCCGCAUCAUUAUGUCCAGUACGAUCAAGGAGAAGACCGAUGGCUUUGCACAUUGAUGUUACAACAGGGUUACAAAGUCGAGUAUGUGGCUGCCAGCGAUGCACUGACCUAUGCUCCGGAAACUUUCAAUGAAUUCUACAAUCAGCGAAGGAGGUGGUCUCCGUCAACCAUGGCUAAUAUCAUAGAUCUCUUAAUGGACUGGAGGAAUGUUACCCGAAAAAACGAAGACAUUACUAAGAUUUACAUCUUGUAUCAAAUGUUUUUGAUGAUUUGUUCGAUUCUGACUCCGGGUACAAUUUUCCUAAUGGUUCUUGGUGCAAUAAGCAUGGCUUUUCCGGCUAUUCCUCCAUUCGCAGGGAUGAUAGUAAAUCUUAUACCGGUGAUUGGAAUGAUUAUAUUGUGUUUUGUUGCCAAAUCAAGCACACAGUUGGCUUAUGCAGCUGUUGUGUCCACCUGCUACUCUCUUCUGAUGAUGGUUGUUCUUGUUGGUAUACUACUGGAGGCUGUUACAGCCGGAUUAUGUUCCGUCACAACACUGUUUCUUUUGUUUGUCGUUGGAGUUUUCUUCGUUUCGGCAGUUAUCCAUCCACAGGAGUUUUAUUGUGUUUUGCAUGGGUUUCUGUAUUUCCUUUCCAUUCCGUCCAUGUCCAUGCUGUUAAUGAUUUAUUCCCUUGGAAAUUUGCAUGUGGUAUCCUGGGGAACACGGGAAACUAAAGAAACACCGCCACAACAAACAAACCAAGCUACAACUACAAAAUCAGCCAGAUCAUCGACGUUGUUAGACUCGUUUGGUCUUGGUGAAGAGAAAUCUGAAUAUUUGUUAUCAUGUGGAAAAUUUAUUAGAUGUUGUCCAGUAAAGAGAACAGACGACAGACCAUUCAGAAUUAUACUGGAGAGACUUGACGGCAUAGAAGCUCAAAUAAUGAAAGAUACAGAGGAGUAUAAACCAGAGGAACAGAAAGAGGAAGAAAAUGUUCAUUUUUCAAGUCUAAGCGACAUGAUUGAUGGACAUAUAGAACGAAGCAAUCCAUUAUUUAACUACGAAGAGCACAAGCACAUGAUGAAUUCUCAGACAUGGAUGGACGACAACGAUCUAAAAAGGGGAUCUGUUGCUGUACUGGACAAUGAAGAAAAACUUUUUUGGGAAGAAUUCAUACCAAAGUAUUUGAAGCCACUAGAUACCGAUAAAGAACAUGAAAAACAGAUGCACCAAGGUUUGAUUGAACUUAGGAACAAAGUUUGUCUCGCUUUCCUGUUGAUGAACGCACUCUUUGUUACAAUUGUUUACGUCUUAACAGAAGUGAAUGCAAAUACUAAACAUGCACUUUCCGUUAAACUGCCCUGCACUGUCUCAGAGGGGCCACCUGGUCGAGGAUAUAUAGAACCAAUAUCAUUCGCUUUUACGGCAAUAUUUGGAAUCAUGUUAUUCUUGCAAUUCAUUUGCAUGCUUAUGCAUCGAAUGUCGACAUUUGUUCACAUUGUUGCUUCAAACAAGUUAGACUGGAAAAGGAAACUAAUUGCUGGGAUAACUGCUCAGACUGAAGUUCCAACUGACAUUGGAGUCGAAGAUGGGUUGGAAAUUGUUAAAGGACUUCAAGCCGUGAAGGAAGACGAUACAAUAUCUAUUGCUUCAGUGGAUACCACCUUCAGUGAAGAUUCCUAUAAACGUACGGAAAACAAGAGCAGAGACAUGUGGAAAAGAUACACUAAGCGACUGAGGGAACAAACACAACAACAAACACAACCACAAGAAUUACGUGUACAAUUUGCAAAGAAUUUGUCUAAAUUUACCAAAGCUUUAGAAGAAGGGGAUGACGCGAGCACACGGGGAAUGCAAGAGGAAAAUAAUGCUGUUCUUUAUGAACAGAAAAUAUCUGGGGUUAAACGGCUUCUAAAAGAUAGAUUUAAUAGAAAAACACUUGCCGCGGUCAGAACGAUUGCUGAAAAUCAACAAAGAACUAGUGAGAUAAAAAGAAGAGCAACAGCUCUGAAUAGAAAGAGAAUUGUUCAAAGUCGUUGGCAAGCCAUUGAAGAGAAAAUAAGACUAACCCAAGAAAUUGAUAAAGGUGUUACUAGUUAUCCCGAUAGGCCUACUAAAGUUGGUUUCGCGGCAGUGACCAAAGCUGCUUUGGCCCAGGAGAAAAGGAGACGCCUUGAGGAGGGAGAAGAAGUCCAAGAAACAAGCAUCAGUGAAACCACAUUCAAGAAACCGUACAAAAAAUUAGACCAUGAUGAGAAAGAUAAUAAUGAACAAAGUGAGGACAACACGCAACGUCAACCUGAUCCUGAAAAUCAAAGAGAAAUUUUGUUAGACAUUGAAGAGAAGGGGACUGAUGAAGAAGACUCAAUUUCAAAUUCCCAGAAGAAAGAAGAAAGUAAGGAUGAGCAAGAUGCAUCCGUCGAAGUAACUAAUUUUUAACGUUCAUCGGCUUUAAAUAUCAUUAUGAAAUAUUGACAACACAUCAGCAUCAUUAAAAUUUUUAGAACAUCAAAAAACUUGUAACUGGUAAUAGUUAUUUUUAUUAUGUAAAUAUUUUGUUAUAAAAUAAAGAUUAAAGAUGUAAGAUGUAUUAAGUUUGAGAAUU